CCCCACCGCAUCCAGACCGACUUACCUUUUCAUUAUAUCUGCGAUUCUUCUUCUUCUUCUUCUUCUGCCAAUUUCUUCUCAGAUCUACUCAGGUAUGGUUGUUUAUUUCCUCAGCUUUGCUUUUCUUCUUUCUUAUCUUCUCCUCACCUUUCUUUUGCAAGCACCACCGCCACGCUACCUGAGCUCCUCUGCCGUCAACCAAGAGACCCUAAUAGCCUCCGAUCCUACACUCUUUCGCAAAAUGCUUUCCGCUACAUCAAAUGCACAUGAAGUCGAAAUUUCUCAGAAAGUUCAGGAGACAUUUGGUGAAGAUAGAAUUAGUUUGCUACCCGACGAUUUGUUAGUACACAUCCUGAUGUUUGUUCCGACAAAAGAUGUUGUGGCCACCAUGAUUUUGUCGAAACGAUGGCGAACUAUCUGGACGGUGGUGCCAAGACUCGAGUUUGAAGACAUCUGGGGAAGUACUAAUGGUAAGCAUGAGAGCAUUUGGUGGUUUCUUGACAAGUCGUUGCAACUCCACAAGGCACCUUUACUAGAAAGCUUGUGUAUCCGACUUGGUCAAAAAUGUCCUACUGAUGUUGAUGUUACAAAAUGGGUUGCAAGCGCAGUUGAUCGUUACGUGCGCAAGUUACGGUUUGAUCUUAGGUGGUCCGCGAAACCUACCAGCAUGCCUAACAGCCUUUACACUUGUAAAACGCUCAAUGAAUUGAAACUCUCUAAUAAGAUUCUCCUGGAUGUUCCUCCUUCAGUUUGCCUCCCAUCCGUUACAAAGCUUUACCUUUGUGAUGUGGUGUAUAAAGAUGAAGUUUCUUUUGUUAGGCUUCUAUCAAGCUGUCCUAUUCUAAGAGAUUUGCUUGUGAUCCGAUGUAAAGAAGACGACAAUGUGAAAGUGUACAGAGUGAAAGUGCCUUCUUUAGAGGAGUUCAGCUACACUAAUGAUAGGCCAUUAUCACAUGGCAAUGAUGUAGGGGAAAUCGCUCGGUCCGUUGUCUUAGAUUGUCCGGCAUUAAGGCAACUCUAUAUUUAUGAUUCUUCAGGAGACUCUUAUUGUAUCGAGAAUAUGCCUUGCAUUGUGCGAGCUGGUAUUGACAUCUUUUUUGCCUACCCUGAUAAAAAGUUUCUGAGAUAUCUUUCGGCGGCCACGUCUCUAUCUUUGACUUUGACCCAUGGAUUGGUUAUGUGUAGACCCGACAACUUCUCUCAGCUUGUAGAUCUUAUGAUAUCGCCAUUUUACUCAGACUGGUUGGAACAACUUAUGCUUAUGCUAAAAAAUAAUCCUAAACUUAAAAGUCUUACGAUCGAUGAUGACCAUAAUAUCCCACUUUUGUGGAACAAACCGGAUCAUGUUCCCGAAUGUUUGGCAUCCCAUCUUGAGUGCUUUAAGUGGCUAUCAUAUAAAGGAAAAGACGAAGAAAAAUAAUUUGCAGCAUAUAUCCUAGCAAACUCGAAGUGUUUAAAGAAAGCGGAUUUCCUCCUCGAUUGCGACAGUUUGAAAGAGGAAAUGAAAA
Eutrema salsugineum is the source of this 1508-nucleotide messenger RNA. RefSeq names its product putative FBD-associated F-box protein At1g05080. NCBI's taxonomy places the organism in Eukaryota, Viridiplantae, Streptophyta, Magnoliopsida, Brassicales, Brassicaceae. Gene Ontology annotation, molecular function: protein binding. Bases 95 to 1420 code for a protein of 441 amino acids. The record is from RefSeq and is a predicted model, not a curated record. The transcript has 4 exons.